Messenger RNA from [Torrubiella] hemipterigena, 1224 nucleotides. The record is from the annotation of a GenBank genome assembly. Lineage: Eukaryota; Fungi; Ascomycota; Sordariomycetes; Hypocreales; Clavicipitaceae.
AUGGCAGAAUACUCUCAUCUUCCCGCUGGCGUGACUCUCGACGUUGUGCCAUUUACAGCUCAUGUGGCCGAGGACACACUCCAACACUUCAGGAAGCUGUUGGAACUUUCCCCUAUUGCACCGCCUGUAUUUGAAAAUACACACGAUUCUGCUAGCAAGUAUGGAGUCACCAGAGACUGGUUGGAGAAGGCCAAGAACGCCUGGCUGAACGAAUUCGACUGGCGUAAACACGAGGAUCGCAUCAACUCGUACCCAAACUUUACUGCCACUGUCCAGGAUGGUGCGGGCAAUGAUAUAAAGAUGCACUUCCUCGCUCUGUUUUCUGAAAAGCAGGAUGCCAUUCCUAUUUCCUUCUUGCAUGGCUGGCCUGGAUCUAUCUGCGAGUUUCUGGAUAUGCUCGAUCUGAUCAAGGCCAAGUACUCCCCUCAAGAUCUACCAUAUCACAUCAUCGUGCCCUCAUUGCCUGGUUAUGCUUACUCUGGCGGACCACCCUUGCAUAUGGACUAUGGAAUCGACAUUGCGGCUGGAGCUAUCAAUAACCUGAUGGUUGGCCUUGGCUUUGGGCCGGGAUAUCUGACACAGGGCGGCGACCUGGGCAGCUUCAUGAGCAGAGUCCUAGCACUCACAUAUGAUGCCUGCAAGGGAAUGCACGUCAACAUGAUGGGUAUUCCGCCCUUGGAUGAGUCAGAAGAGAUGGACCAGGAGCAAAAGCGCGCUAUUGAAAGAGCGACGGAAAUGAUGGAUACUGGAUAUGCAUUUGCUCUAGAGCAGGGGACGCGGCCGGCUACCAUUGGCCAUGUCUUGAGCUCCAGUCCGCUAGCGCUACUAAGCUGGAUUGGCGAAAAGAUGCUCGCCUGGACCGAUGGCGAUGUUCCAUUGGAAAAGAUACUCGAAGGCGUCACCUUGUACUGGAUGACGGACACCAUGCCUCGAUGCAUGUACCAUAACCGGACUCUUGCAAAUGCAAAUGACAAUCCAAAGAUUGCAAGAAUCAGUGUUGCCACUGCUAUGAAGGCACUAAAACUACCGGUUGUCGAGAAACCAUGUGGUUACUCCUUGUUCCAUAACGAAAUCGUCCCCGUUCCCAAAAGUUGGGCGGCUAAGAGCUGUAAUCUGAUUUCAUUCAACCAGCAUCCACGAGGAGGACACUUUGCAGCACUUGAACAACCGGCUGAAUUACUUGCUGAUGUGGAAGAAUAUGUUCACCAGGCUUGGGCUAUGUAG